Drosophila obscura is the source of this 6286-nucleotide messenger RNA. RefSeq names its product protein javelin. Bases 1 to 5973 code for a protein of 1990 amino acids. NCBI's taxonomy places the organism in Eukaryota, Metazoa, Arthropoda, Insecta, Diptera, Drosophilidae. The record is from RefSeq and is a predicted model, not a curated record. The transcript has 7 exons.
AUGGAGGACAACGUCAGCUUUGACAGAGCUGCUGCUGCGCAGUCGCCACUUGCCUCAGAGUCUGCGUCAGCGGCGCUUGCGCUUAACUUUUUGGAUUUUCAGUCAACGGCGAGACGUAAAAGCGGCAACAACCAGAGAAAAUUAAAGCCAAAGCGGGUACGAGGAGAAAAUAAUAGCAAAAAAAAGGGCAAGGAGAGCUACAGCUACCAGCACAAUUACGUGGAUCGGGUGCGUCUAGAGGACACCAACGGGGUGCACCAACACAGCCACAGCCACUACCACAACAGCAGCAGCACCACCACCACCGCCCACGAUCCGAGGUGUCCCCAGGGACUGCGGGCUGCUGCCGCUGGCUGGCGGCACACGCACAAAUCCGUGUCGCAUCUCGAUUUGGCCACCAGCUGCCAUGAAGCAGCUGGCAAUGGCUUAGGUCGCCACACGCAGCACCACGCACACGUUCACCAUUCGCAUCCGCAUCACCUGCAGCACGCCCAUCAUUCGCAUCAUCCACACGCCCAGCCCCAUUGGACGCAGUGCCGCGUUGGCCUUGGCGGCGGAGGAGGAGGCGGACCAGUUGGUGGUCAGCUAAGGAACGCCCGCUCUUUGGACUACACGCAGCUCGAGCGGGAGGAGAACGCCUUGGACAUAGCCGAGUUCUACUGGCGAUUUGAUGCGGAAGCUCCGCUAGACCACGGCGAUAGCUACGCGGUGCUUCCCAUCAGCGACUUUGAGGCAGCAGCAGCAGCAGUAGGAGAAGCAUCCACCAUUACCACCCCUGUAAAUGGUGGCACAACAGCCACAGCCACUGCCACUGCCACAGCGACAGCCACUGCUACCGCCACACUGCUCGAUCUAUUGGGCAGCGAAUCGUGCAGCCUGAGGCGAUCGCGCAGCUUGGCGGUGAUACGUGAGGAGACAUUUAGUGAUCUGCAAAUUGGUUCGGCAAACAGCAGCAGGCGUAGAUCGCAGCUAAUACCGCGUGCGCGGCUCGUUAAUCGCGGAUUUUUCCGUGAAUCGCCGAGAUUGAACGCCAAGCAUCAGCAGCAGCAACAGCAGCAGACGACCUCCUCCACGAUUGAGCAGCCACUGGAGACGCCACCAGCGGAUGACACUCAAAGUCACAGAAGCAGCAACAACAGUGGCACUUGUGAUUCGCAUCAGCAGCAGCAGCAGCAGCAACAGCAGCAGCAGACACAUCCCAAGAGGGGAAAUCUGGCAAGAGGGGAAUCGCGUGACUUUGAUUUAUACUACGAUAAUCUGAAACGCUUGGACGCCUUGGCUUUGGGUCUCAGCGAGCAGCUGCAUCCGUGGCACAACGACAAGAGCGACUUGGAGAGCCUCAAUUCGGAUUACUUUAAGAAUUCAUUGCAUCAGAAUCACUUGGAGCAGCAGCAGCAGCAACAGCAACAGCAGGGACCUUCAUCCUUGGAAUUCGAAGCACUAGAGCAGGCGGCAGUGAAUCUUCUGAAGGAGAGGCCACGCAUCUAUCAGUCGCGCAGGCAGCAGCAGCAGCAUCAGCAGCGCAACCAUCACCAUCAUCAGUGCCACCUGCAGCGUCACUUGCAGCAGGACACUGGGGCAGAGUCCUGUCCAGAGCAUAGCCAGAGCAGCGUCUUCCCAGAGACAACGACCAGCAAUUCCGACGAUCAGACGGACAGUCCCUCGCUCUCCGAGCAGGAAUACGAUCUCACGCACAUCGAGGAGAUCUACCAGCAGCAGGGAGGAGCAAGCGGAGGAGCAUCCAACGGUGUGGAGGAGAGCUACGAGAUCAUCAGCCUCACGACUACAGCCAGGACAACAACGCGCUUCGAGGAGAGCAGCGACCAGGAGGAUUAUCAGGAGGGAGACGACACGGCUGCAGAGGAGAGCCGCACCCCCACCUCUGCAGAGAUCCCGGCCAGCGACAGCGACAGCACCUUGAAGCGGUGCCACGGGGAGCAUCUGAUUGCCUACGAUUCGGUGUAUCUCUCGUCGGAGGAUAGCUCCGACUGCACGCUGAUUGGCGAGUCCUGCGAGUCCUUCGAGCAGCGCACCUUCACCAGCUGCGGCGAGAGCGGGGAACUGGAAACGCGCAGUCUGCUGCACAUCUCCAUUGAGGACACGGUGUACGAGCCGCAGGCGAAGCAGCACAAAAAGGGCGCAGCAGAGGAGCCCCUACUGACCACCGCCAAAGUUGAGGCCCAGAUCUUCACGCAGGUCCUGAAGGUAGAGCACACGCCACAGAACAAACCCAAGAUCCUAGCAGUCGUCGAGAAAAGGAAACUCAAGCAGGAGGAGGCGCAAGUGAAGCAGCAACAGCAGCAGCCUGCCACCGACUCCUUUGUGGUGGUAUCCAACCUCCAGGAGAACCAAUACCACAGCCUGCCGGAUGUCAACAUCGGAGUGAGCCUCAAGGUGUGCGAGAGCAUCGACAAGGAGCUGAGAUCUUCCUACAAUCAGCAGCGACAGCAGCAGCGCAAGGACUCCAAGAGGGGAGGUCAGGUGGUGACUCGCGCAGAGACCUACGAUUCCAUCCGACGCUUUGGCAGGGCCCACCAGAAGGCCAGGCAGAAGGAGCAUCAGGAGAGGGAGCGCGAGAGGGAGCGGGAAGCAGCAACAGCAGCAGCAGCAGCAGGGGGAGGAGGUGGGGAAAAGGAAAAGCAGCAGGAAACUCAAAGACAGGAAAAGCCAAAGAUAACAAAGGAAAUCCUUGCAACAGAAGAGCCACAAAGGCAGGAGGAGCUCGAGGAAGAGGAGCCACCAUUGCCACCGCCUCCGCCACCAUUGACAGAAGACGAGCAGCAGGAGGUGGAGCCAGAGCUAGUGUCCAUUGCACAGGUGGAAAAACCGAAGGAGGCGCCUGUCAUCGAGGUGGCAAACUUUAGCAAACUAAUCGAGCGUCGUGCCCAGGAAAUCCGUGAACGCAAGGACCACGACCAGGACGGAAGACGCGAGCAGCAGGAGCAGCAGCGGGAAGCGGAACAGGAAGAGGAGACCCUGUUCCAUAUCAUUGUCACCGACGCCCAGAACAAUAUCAUCCAAAAGGAAGCCAUUCCCGAGGAGCAUUCAUCACAGCGACCCCGCACCGUACGCCGCUCCCAGAGCUCAUCGUGUGGCAAGCCGCCCGAGCGCCGCAUUCUGCACAGCGGCGGGGCGCCCAUCUACAAGGCCAGACCCAUCAAAGUGCUGGCCACAGGCCAUAGCGAGUCGACCUUUUGUCGGGGCAAAAUGUCGCGACCACAGAUCCUGCACGUUGUGGAUGGAGGCGCAACCGAGGGCAGCCUGCGGCGCCGCAGCAGUGCCAGAAGCAUAGCCUCCACCGUCAGUGGCGGGGAAGGAGCAGUGGCCACGGAAUAUCUACAGAAAGUGGAUGCCGUGCGCUGCUAUUGGCAAAAGUUGGCGGGUAAUGAACCAGAAACGGCAGGCCAAGAAAAGGAAAAAGAAGGAGCAGAGGAGCCUACACAGGAGCAGGGCCACACGGCUCUCCACUUUCAGUUGGGUGGCAAGACCACGGCCUUGCAACAGCAACAGACGCAGCAGCAGCAGCAGCCGCACAGCAAUGAUUUCUGCAGCAUGAUGCCUCCCCCCUCGAUUGAGAUUGUGGAACUGGGCGAGGGCUCGCAGAAGGCCACCAUUGUGAGUGCUGCCCCCGAUCCCGACGCGGAUGAGGAGGACGAUCUGGACGGGGCACAGUUCGAUCACAUUCGCUACAAGGUGCUCAAGUCGCAGCAGCUGAUUCGCAGCAACAUUCUGCACCAUUCAACGCGCAACAAGAAGGAGGCGCAGUUUGAUGGCCUCAUCCAGUAUCUGCAGGACUACUCCUUCCAGGAGCUGCUCAGCAACAACAAUGUGGUCAUUGUGGAGCCCGUGAGGACAAAGAUCGAGCGACCACUGCAAGUGGGCGGACACACAACGAGGGUGGCUGCUGCUGCGUCGCCGCCAAAGCCCCCGAGAGUGAUCCAUGCGUCGGGGUCGCAGCCGCGAAGGACCACACUCCGCCAACGACAGUUGGGCGGAGGAGGCGGAGGAGGUGCCGCAGCCAGGCGUCACUUCUUCUAUCAGCCCGUGAGGGUCAAUCGGGAGCUGUACGAAGACGAGCUGCCCGAUCCGGAUACCGUGCGGAAUGUGCGUCGCUUCUUCGAGCAGAAUGUGAUGCCAACUCCGGGGCAAGGACUGCUCGUGCAGUCGCAGCAAAAGUUCGGGGGAUCCGCCUGUCAACUGAGUCCCAAAACCGCCAGGAGAGCCCAGGGAUCGGCGUAUCGAUAUCUCACGAUAGACACGAGCUAUGGUGGCGGCGGCGGCGACUCGUCCUCGUCGGGCGUGGAGCAGCCCAAGGGCAUGGAUCUUCUGGCGGAGGAUGAGCAGGAGCAGCAGCAGCAGCACAAGAACUCCAAGCUGGCCGGCCACUGGGACACUGGCAGUCUCUCGAGUGGCAUCUCGAGCGGUGAUCUGAGCUCCCCCUGCGGCGACUGCCAUCCGCAGGAGUCGUCGCCCGUGAUGGCCUGCAAGGAUGUCCACGUGCAGGAUGUCGUUCGGCGGCACAACAGCAAUGCAGCGAAUGCCAAGGCCCGUGCAAAGUUUGCCGCGCGACGCACCUGGUGCAUGGGUGGUGGGGCAGGUGCCGCCAAUGAUUCGCUCUAUCGUCAAAUUUAUGAACAAAAUUUGGGCCACGAAGUGGAUUGUCCCGAGGAUGAGCAGGAGGAGGACCACUACGACGAGGAGGAGGAGCAGCAGUCCGAGGAGCAGGACAUGUGCGAGAACUAUUAUGUCAGCAAUGAUAUUCUGGCCAAGAUAAGGGAAUGCGGCUCAACAGUCACUUAUUACGGCGGCAAAGUCCUGGAUAAUGCUACCACAUCGAAGAUGCCUCUGCCACAAGCAGCCGCCGCCGCAGUCGCACAGCAAAUGAAUGGCACACGCUCUCGCAUACGUCAGAUUGAGGCGUGCAACGUGUGUCUGCCCAGCGAUAGAUGCGAGCAUCGAUUGCAGACGAAGCAAAGCCUGGUGGAGCAGGAGGAGCAGUCCCAGGAUUCCUAUCAGGGCAUCAAAUUUAAGCUGGUUAAAUCGAAUAGCUGCAGCAGUCGCCUGGAGCUAGCUGGCGCCGAUACGGAGGCCGAUAGCGAAGUGGUGCGCAAAAUGGUUCAUCAUUUCGAGGCAACAGCCACAGAUCCUGUGACUAUCAACAGUCAGAGCCACAGCCACGGUCAGAGUCAGAGUCAGAUAACGGAGGCAGCUGCCCCGCCGAGACGCCUCCCAGUGACAGUCAAUAAUCACAUCAAUGUCCAGGCGCAGAAAAGUGAAAACUUUAAUGGAGGCAGCCACAACCAAGCAUCGGAGGCAGCGGCAACGGCAGAGAAUGAGAUAUCAUAUCCCACAUACGAGUCGCAGGCCAUGAACAUACGCCUCGAUGUGGCACGUGGCAACAGCGCCAAUGCCUUGAAUGUGAGCAAAGUUUGCCGCAAUAAAAAUGUGGAUUUGGCCUAUACAUUGGUUAAGCAGCCAACGGUAGUCGGAGGCACGCUUCAGGGAAGAGCCUGCUCCACCCUCGAAGGCAAUCAGUGGCUGCCACAAGGCCAGAAAAUGCCACAAAAUGAAGAGGCAGUGGCAGUGUCAAAAGUUGUCAGCAAACAACAAACAACAGCAGCAAUCAAUGGCAGUGGCAGACCACAAAUCAUUGUGCCAGUGGAAAUACACCAGCAGAUACAGAUACAGCAGGUGGCAAGUCCGACUGUUGCCCCCGAGCGACGCCUGAGCAAUGCCAGCAGCAGUGCCGCCUCGAUUGUGGACAAAACAGUGGUGCGGCAUUAUGUGGCAAAUGAUAGAAGCAUCUACGAGCGACGCAAGUACGAUGAAAUCGAGUUUGAGGAAUUUGAGGUCUAUGAUCCCAGCAAGGAAGUGUUGCUGCCCCAGGAGCAGGAGCAGCAGCAGGAGCAGCAGCAGCAGGAUAAAACCCCAACGGAUGCAGAGCUGUACGACAGCCUCGAUGAUAAAAUGUAAAACGAAUCAAAAAUGCUCAAUCAAACCGAAUCGAAUCGAAUGGAACUUAUUUCAUGGGCAAAUCGACAAUCGAAGUAUCUAUAAAUAAUACCAAAAUAUAUUCAUAUUUCAUGUAAUAAUUUUAGGGCUUAAUUUAUGCCUGAAUCUGGGCCCUAAUUUAGGUUUAAAAGGUAAAGCCAAAAGCUGUCCAAAAACUAUAAUAAAUUAUUUAAUGAUAAUGCUCCCAUGUCGCUGCUGCGAUUUAUUCAAUUGUAAAUUAGAAACAUUUUAUGCUAAAAUAAAUAUGCAAUUUAUUUAAUGAGCUGUCAGGCAA